This is a messenger RNA of Nycticebus coucang (slow loris), 1287 nucleotides long. It is a transcript of the gene ACKR4, whose product is annotated as atypical chemokine receptor 4. Gene Ontology annotation, cellular component: membrane. The record is from RefSeq and is a predicted model, not a curated record. Gene Ontology annotation, molecular function: chemokine binding; chemokine receptor activity; scavenger receptor activity. The coding region runs from base 154 to 1206 and encodes 350 amino acids. Gene Ontology annotation, biological process: chemotaxis; immune response; G protein-coupled receptor signaling pathway. The transcript has 2 exons. Lineage: Eukaryota; Metazoa; Chordata; Mammalia; Primates; Lorisidae.
AGGUUAAAUUUCAGGAAAGCCUUUGACACAAAAUAAAGGCGGAGUGUAAAGUGAAAACAAAAGUACUGCGAGUUAGAGAGAGCAUUUGAUUUUACUCUCUGCACUCAACACUGCUUGCUCCUUCCUUUCUGCUGACUGAAACAGAUUGCAGCCAUGGCUUUGGAAGACAACCAGUCAACAGAUUACUAUUAUGAGGAAAAUGAACCCAAUGGCACUCAUGACUAUAGUCAGUAUGAAAUAAUCUGUAUAAAAGAAGAAGUCAGAAAAUUUGCAAAGAUUUUUCUCCCUGUCUUCCUCACAAUAGCUUUCAUCGUUGGACUUGCAGGCAAUUCCAUUGUAGUGGCAAUUUAUGCCUAUUACAAGAAACUGAGGACCAAAACAGAUGUGUACAUCCUGAAUUUGGCCGUGGCAGAUUUACUCCUCCUAUUCACUUUACCUUUUUGGGCAAUUAAUGCAGUUCAUGGGUGGGUUUUAGGGAAGAUGAUGUGUAAAGUAACUUCAGCCUUAUACACUGUAAACUUUGUCUCUGGAAUGCAGUUUCUGGCUUGUAUCAGCAUAGAUAGAUAUUUGGCAGUAAGUAAAGCCCCCAGUCAGGCAGGGGUGGGAAAACCAUGCUGGAUCAUCUGUGUCUGUGUCUGGAUGGCUGCCAUCCUGCUGAGUAUACCACAGCUGGUUUUUUACACGGUAAACGACCAUGCUAGGUGUAUUCCCAUCUUUCCCCAACACCUAGGAACCUCAAUGAAAGCUUCGAUUCAAAUGCUAGAAAUCUGUAUUGGCUUUGUAGUGCCCUUUGUUAUUAUGGGGGUUUCCUACUUUAUGACAGCAAGAGCACUCAUCAAGAUGCCAAAUAUUAAAAUACUGCGACCCCUCAAAGUCCUGCUCACAGUGGUCAUAGUCUUCAUUGUCACUCAGCUGCCUUAUAACAUUGUCAAGUUCUGCCGAGCCAUAGACAUCAUCUACUCCCUGAUCACGGACUGCGACAUGAGCAAACGCAUGGACGUUGCCAUCCAGGUCACGGAAAGCAUCGCCCUCUUUCACAGCUGCCUCAAUCCGGUCCUUUACGUUUUUAUGGGAGCCUCUUUUAAGCACUACAUUAUGAAAGUGGCCAAGAAAUACGGGUCCUGGAGAAGACGGAGACAAAACGUGGAGGAGAUUCCUUUUGAUUCUGAGGGUCCCACAGAGCCGACCAGUACUUUUAGCAUUUAAAUGUAAAACCGCUCUGCCUUUUGCUUGGAUACACAUGAAUGAUGCUUCUUCCUCAGAUAAAACAUCUGCAUUACUCUGAAA